UGUGGGGCGAGGCGGCGGGCGGCCAAGAUGGCGGCGCCUGAGGCGACGGGGCUGGAGGGGGAGGCCUGGCGGGCCUGGCUGCCGCAGCACGCCGUCUUCCUGCGCCUCCGCGACGGGCUGAAGGCGGCCGCCCCGCCGCGGAAGGCGCCGCUGACGAGGAACCUGCUGUUCGGGCUGGGCGCCGAGCUGUUCCUCUGGGAGCGGGACGGCGGCGCCUUCCUGACCGUCCGUCUGCGGGGCCUGGCCGCCGCCGUCGCCGCCCAGCCCGCCUCGCUUUCCCGCUACCAGCGCCUGCUUUGUAUAAACCCGCCGGUGUUUGAAGUCUACCAAGUCCUGCUGAGCCCCACCCAGCACCACGUAGCCCUCAUAGGGACCAAGGGGCUCAUGGUGUUGGAGCUGCCCAAGCGCUGGGGAAAGAACUCCGAGUUCGAAGGCGGCAAAUCGACAGUGAACUGCAGCACCACCCCCAUCGCCGAGAGGCUUUUCACCAGCUCCACCUCCCUGACUCUGAAGCACGCGGCCUGGUACCCGGGAGAGACGGCCGACCCCCACAUCGUGCUCCUGACGUCCGACAACACGAUCCGAAUUUACAGCCUGCGGGAACCCCAGAGCCCCACCAAAGUGAUCCUGCUGUCCGACACCGAGGAGGACAACUUCCAGCUCAGUAAAGGAAGGGCGUACACCGCGUCCCUCGGAGAGACGGCCGUGGCGUUCGACUUCGGGCCGCUGGCGGCCGUGCCGAAGAACGCGUCGGGGCAGCUCGGGCGAGACGAGGUGCUGGCACAUCCGCUGUACAUCCUGUACGAGAACGGCGAGACCUUCCUCACCUACGUCAGCCUGCGGCAGAGCACCGGGAGCCUGGGGAAGCCGCUGGGCCCCCUGCCGAUGCACCCCGCCGCCGAGGACAACUACGGCUAUGACGCCUGCGCCAUCCUCUGCCUGCCCUGCGUCCCCAACAUCCUGGUCAUCGCCACCGAGGCGGGGAUGCUCUACCACUGCGUGGUUCUGGAAGGGGAAGACGGGGAUGAUCAGACGUCGGAGAAGUCGUGGGACUCGAGGUCCGACCCCAUUCCAUCCCUCUACGUGUUCGAGUGCGUCGAGUUGGAACUCGCCCUGAAACUGGCGGCGGGAGAAGACGACGACGACCCGUUCGAGUCGGAUUUUUCCUGCCCCAUUAAGCUCCACAGAGACCCCAAAUGCCCGUCCAGGUACCACUGCACCCACGAAGCCGGCGUCCACAGCGUCGGCCUGACGUGGAUCCACAGACUGAACAAGUUCCUCGGCUCCGACGAGGAAGACAAGGACAGCCUGCAGGCCCUGGCUACCGAUCAGAAGUGUUUCGUGGAGCACAUCCUGUGCACUAAGCCGCUGCCCUGCAGGCAGCCAGCGCCCGUCCAAGGAUUCUGGAUCGUCUCCGACAUCCUGGGGCCCACGAUGAUCUGCGUGACCAGCACCUACGAGUGCCUCACACGACCGCUCCUGAGCACGGUCCACCCGGCCUCCCCCCCGCUCCUCUGCACCAGGGAGGACGGGGAGGUGGCGGAGUCGCCCCUGCGACUACUGGCCGACCCCCAGGACUCCUUCGAGAAGCGCAUCCGGACCAUCUUGCGGCGCAGCGUCGCCAAUCCGGCCUUCCUGAGGUCUUCCGCUAAGGACGAGGCUCCCCCUCCCGCAGAAUGUCUCCAGCUACUCAGCCGGGCCACGCAGGUCUUCAGGGAAGAGUACAUCCUGAAGCAGGACCUGGCCAGGGAGGAGAUCCAGCGCAGGGUGAAGCUGCUGUGCGGACAGAAGAAGAAACAACUGGAAGAUCUGAGUUACUGUCGGGAGGAAAGGAAGAGCCUGCGGGAGACGGCCGAGCGGCUGGCCGACAAGUACGAGGAGGCCAAAGAGAAGCAGGAAGACAUCAUGAACAGGAUGAAAAAAGUGCUCCACAACUUCCACUGUCAGCUGCCGGUGCUGUCGGACAGCGAGCGGGACAUGAAGAAAGAACUGCAGCUGGUCCUAGAUCAGCUGCGGCACCUGGGCAACGCCAUCAAACAGGUGACCAUGAAGAAGGACUAUCAGCAGCACAAGAUGGGGAAGGGGCUGAGUCCCCACAAAGCCACCAUCACGCUCAGCGCCUACCAGCGCCAGUGCAUCCAGACCGUGCUCAAAGAGGCGGGCGAGCACAUCAGGGAGAUGGUCAAGCAAAUCAACGACGUCAGAAGCCACGUGACCUUCUAGAGAGCCGACGGACAGCCCGCCCGACUCGCUGGGGAACGGGCCCGGUACGGCCGCCGCCCCUUUACUUCCCUCCCCUCUUAUUUUUUUAUAAGAAAGCUUUGAAUAAAAUGGAAAUGCAUUUUCUAA
Molecule: messenger RNA, 2349 nt
Organism: Ornithorhynchus anatinus (platypus)
Lineage: Eukaryota; Metazoa; Chordata; Mammalia; Monotremata; Ornithorhynchidae
Gene: NUP88
Product: nucleoporin 88
Exons: 17
Coding region: 28-2223 (731 amino acids)
Biological process (GO): protein import into nucleus; mRNA export from nucleus; ribosomal small subunit export from nucleus
Cellular component (GO): nuclear pore
Molecular function (GO): structural constituent of nuclear pore
Source: RefSeq, a predicted model, not a curated record